Solanum dulcamara is the source of this 3948-nucleotide messenger RNA. RefSeq lists its product as uncharacterized. Gene Ontology annotation, molecular function: RNA-DNA hybrid ribonuclease activity; nucleic acid binding. Lineage: Eukaryota; Viridiplantae; Streptophyta; Magnoliopsida; Solanales; Solanaceae. The record is from RefSeq and is a predicted model, not a curated record. The transcript has 3 exons. Bases 1 to 3948 code for a protein of 1315 amino acids.
AUGAGUAGUAUUCUCAGUUGGAAUGUGAGGGGUAUUAAUACCCAAGGUGUCAUGGAAAGACUUCAAUCCCUGAAGAGUAUCCAUCAGAUUUCCUUAUUUGCUAUCCUGGAAUCUUUUUCUGAUAGCUCUCAAAUUCAUCAGUUCAGAAACCAGCUUAACAUGGACAAUGCUAUUAGCAACCCAAAUGGUAAGAUUUGGUUGUUUUGGAACAAAGAUGUGGAUUGUAGGAUUCUGGAAAAUGGGGAACAGGUGAUUACUUGUGAAAUCUUCCAUGUAAUGAAUCCAAACCAAUUCAGAGUUUCAUUUGUCUAUGCAAAAUGCAAAGAUCAUCUCAGAAGACCCUUAUGGGAUAGCAUGUUGCAGCACUCAAAUACAACCCUCCCUUGGUGUACCUUAGGUGACUUCAAUGUUAUCACUGAACCUGAAGAGAAACUGGGGGGUGUUACCUACAAUAUGAGAAAGAGCUUGGAGUUCAUAAGCAUCAUUCAAGCCUGUGGUCUUCAGGAUUUGGGAUUCUCUGGACAGAAAUACACUUGGUCUAAUCAGAGGGGUAUCUUCUUUAGAAUCUGGAAGAGAUUAGAUAGAGGUAUGGUCAAUGACAAAUGGCUGGAAGUGAUGCCUCAAACUACUAUCACUCACUUACCUACUGUUGGCUCUAACCAUUGCCCUCUCUUGUUAGAGUUCACUGAGAACCAUCAACACCACAUCAAGUAUUUUAAAUUCAUGAAUUGUUGGACAGACCACCACUCCUUCAUGGAUACUUUUGGGGACAUCUAUGCUAAGGUGAAAGAGUAUGAAGACAAGGUUAGACAAGCUGAGGAGGAUCUGAUUCUUCUUAACUCUGAGGAAUGUAGAGCCAAUCUUCAUGCCAUCAAUGCUGAGUAUAUUAGAUAUCUUAAGUUGGAGGACUCCAUGCUCAAACAAAAGACUCAGUUGCAAUGGUUCAAAGAGGGGGACAAGAACUCCAAGUACUUUCAUGCAAUCAUCAGAGGAAGAAGAAGGAAACUCUUCAUCCAUAGGAUUCAAAAUGAUGAAGGUAACUGGUUGCAAGGGGAUGAUGACAUAGCCAGGGCUGCUUGUGAUCAUUUCCAGAACAUUUUCACUAGUGAAGACACUCAUAUUCAGGAGGAUUCCCUUCAAUGUAUUCCUAAGCUUGUCACAGAUGAUCAAAACAGGGACCUCCAAGCUCUCCCCACCUUGGAGGAACUGAGGACUGUGGUCUUCUCUAUGAACCCCAACUCAGCAGCUGGCCCUGAUGGAAUGAAUGGUAAGUUUUUUCAGGAGUGCUGGGAGAUCAUCAAAGAAGAUCUAUUCAGAGUGGUCCUUUCUUUCUUUAAUGGUCAAACAUUGCCUAAGUACUAUACUCAUACCUAUUUGGUUUUACUCCCAAAAGUAAGCCAUCCAACCAAGCUCUCAGAAUUCAGGCCUAUUAGCCUUAGCAACUUUACCAAUAAGAUUAUUUCCAAGCUUUUAUGCCUCAGACUAGCACCUACUCUUCCUACUCUUAUUUCCCCUAACCAAUCUGGUUUUGUUAAAAAUAGGAGUAUCUCUGAGAACAUCAUGCUAGCUCAAGAAAUCAUUCACCAAAUUAAGAAGCCUAAUGUAGGUGGUAAUGUGGUCAUUAGGCUGGACAUGGCCAAGGCCUAUGAUAGAGUCUCUUGGUCCUAUAUCUGUUUGGUCUUGAGGAAAAUGGGCUUUGGAGAAGGGUUCAUUGAUAUGGUAUGGAGAAUUAUGUCUCACAAUUGGUAUUCCAUCAUUAUCAAUGGCUCAAGACAUAGUUUUUUUCACUCCACAAGAGGUCUGAAGCAAGGGGACCCUCUUUCUCCCUCUCUGUUCAUCCUUGGGGCUGAAGUUUUAUCUAGACUCCUGAACAAUCUCCAUCAUCAUCCUAAUUAUCAGGGUUUCUUCAUGGCAAAGAGGGGGCCUCAAAUUAAUCAUCUCAGCUUUGCAGAUGAUGUUAUCAUCUUUUCUUCUGGGAGAGCCCAAACUUUGCAACUCAUUAUGGAAACCUUGCACACUUAUGAGAGUACCUCUGGUCAGCUGAUCAACAGAGACAAGAGCCAGUUCAUGGUCCCUUCUAAUGCCUUCAAUUCUACUGUAAGAAGAAUUAAGAAGGUCACUGGCUUCAGGCAAAAGGAUAGCCCUAUCACUUAUCUAGGGUGCCCUCUUUACAUUGGCAGACAAAAGCUCAUAUAUUACUCUGAUUUGAUUGCCAAGGUGGUGAAUAGAAUAACAGGGUGGCAGGCUAAGAUCCUCAACUAUGGAGGCAGAGUCACUUUGGUUAAACAUGUCAUCCAAGCACUCCCCAUCCACCUGCUGUCAGCUAGCUCCCCUCCUAUAACCAUUCUCAAACAGAUUCAGAGUAUCACUGCAAACUUCUUCUGGGGGUGGAAGAAUGACAAGAGGAAGUACCACUGGUCUUCCUGGAAAAACCUUAGCUACCCCUAUGAUGAAGGUGGUAUUGGUGUUAGACAAAUCUCUGAUGUGGCCAAGUCUUUCCAAUAUAAACAGUGGUGGACUUUUAGAACUAAGAACUCACUAUGGGGAGAUUUUACCAAAGCAAAGUACUGCCAAAGAUCCAAUCCCAUCACCAAGAAAUGGCACACUGGACAAUCUUUGAUAUGGAAGCAUCUUAUGAAGAACAAGCACAAAGUUGAGCCUCACAUCCAAUGGCAAAUACAGUCUGGCUCUUGCCUCUUUUGGUGGGACAACUGGUUGGGAGUGGGUCCUUUAGCCCAAUUCAACAACAACAGCUGCAGGCUUAACAACACCACUGUUUCAGCCUUCAUGGACAAUAGACAAUGGAACACUGAUCUUUUCAUCCAGCAGGCCCCUCCACAGAUGGUGUCUAAUAUUCUUGCUACUCACAUCAAUUACCAACCCCUCCAGCAUGACCAACCAUGUUGGACACUAAACAACAAUGGGGAGUUUAGCUGUUCUUCUGCUUGGAAUAUCAUCAGAGACAAGAGACCCAAAACCAGGAUUAACUCAAAUACCUGGCAUCAAUUCAUACCUUUCAAAUGUUCCUUUCUUGUUUGGAGAGCCCUUAGGGGAAAGUUACCAACCAAUGAGAAAAUAACCAGCUUUGGACACUCUCCUUCACAAUGCUUUUGCUGCUACAGACCUGGCCAAGACACUAUAGACCAUAUCCUUGUUGCAGGAGCAUUUGCCAGGAGUACUUGGAGUAUGUUUGCUGACUCUGUGGGCAUAAGCAAGGAAUACACACCUCUCAGAAAUUUGUUAAUGAGAUGGUGGACCUCUAAAUGUAGGAAUGAGGCUCACAAGCUCAUGAUACAAGCACUCCCUAUCUUCAUAUGCUGGAACCUCUGGAAGAAUAGAUGUGCUUCAAAAUAUGGAGGAAAGCAUUCUAACCUUGCAAGAGUAAAGUUCUCUGUCUUUAAAGACACUUCCCACUUGCUGCACAGUGCUUUUCCUUAUAUCAACUGGCCCAACAACUGGAGGGACAUGUCCAAACCAACUGACCAUUUGGUGAAGCUGAACACUGAUGCAUCUUGUGAUCUCAUGUUUGCUUAUGCAAUCCCCUUAGGAUCUGGAACUAACAAUCAAGCAGAGAUCAAAGCUGCUAUCUUUGGUCUCUCUUGGUGCCUUCAUCUUGGCUACAAUCAAGUCAUACUAGAGGUUGAUUCCCAAUUACUUCUCAAAUGGCUGCAACAGGAAGCAAAGCCUCCAUGGUCCGUCAAAGAGCUGCUGGACAAGCUCAAUAACAUCAUAAACCAAUUCCAGGAAUUCAGCUGCAACGACACCUUCAGGGAAGCCAAUUCCACAGCUGAUAGCUUGUCCAAACACAGCCACAAAUACUCUGUUCCUGAGCUCUACUUCAACAAGCAGGAUCUUCCCAAAGAGGCCAGAGCCCUCAUGGAGCUAGACAUGCUGGGAAUGGCAAAUUUCAGAAGAAGGAGACUCAAAAGGAUUAAGAAGCCCCCCUGA